Molecule: messenger RNA, 1107 nt
Organism: Trypanosoma theileri
Lineage: Eukaryota; Euglenozoa; Kinetoplastea; Trypanosomatida; Trypanosomatidae
Product: developmentally regulated GTP-binding protein
Exons: 1
Coding region: 1-1107 (368 amino acids)
Biological process (GO): cytoplasmic translation
Cellular component (GO): cytoplasm
Molecular function (GO): GTP binding; GTPase activity
Source: RefSeq, a predicted model, not a curated record
AUGUCUAAUCUACAGAAGAUAAACGACAUUGAGGCGGAGAUCGCCCGAACACAGAAGAAUAAGGCCACGAUGGCUCACUUGUGUCAAUUGAAGGCCCGCCUCGCCCAAUUAAAACGUGAACUCAUCGCCUCCGACUCUAAAAAGGGCGGUGGUAAAGGCGAGGGAUUUGAUGUGCAGAAGACCGGAGAUGCUCGUGUUGGGUUUAUUGGAUUCCCCUCAGUGGGAAAGUCCACACUUCUCACUAAACUCACCUCCACUCACUCUGAGGUGGCGGCGUAUGAGUUCACAACACUUACAUGUGUUCCCGGUGUUGUGCGUUACCGCGGGGCUAAACUGCAAAUGUUGGAUCUUCCUGGUAUUAUUGAAGGAGCGAAAGAUGGUAAAGGUCGUGGUCGUCAAGUUAUUGCUGUGGCUCGUACCUGUUCACUUAUUCUUAUUGUAUUGGAUAUUGCCAAGCCAUUACAGCAUAAACUCAUUAUUGAGCGGGAGUUGGAUGGUUUUGGAAUUCGUCUUAAUAAACAACCGCCAAAUAUUGAGAUUCGAAAAAAGGAUCGUGGUGGAAUUAGCAUCGCCUCCACCUGUCCACUCACACAGAUGGAUCAUGAGACGAUUAAAGCCAUUCUUGCGGAAUAUCGUAUGAGUAAUGCGGAUGUGAUGUUGCGUGGGGAUUAUUCCGCAGAUGAACUCAUUGAUGUGAUUGAGGGUAAUCGUAUUUAUAUUCCCUGUAUCUAUGUACUGAAUAAGAUUGAUCAGAUCAGUAUAGAGGAGCUGGACAUUGUUGCCCGUCUUCCACACAACUGCCCCAUCAGUGCCCAUCAUGGAUGGAAUCUGGAUGGUUUGUUGGAGUGUAUUUGGGAUCAUCUUCACUUUGUUCGUCUCUACACCAAACCACGUGGACAAAUGCCGGAUUAUGAUGAACCCGUUAUUUUGAAAAAACUCCCACCGCCAACAGUGGAGCGUUUCUGUGUUCGCCUCCACCGGCAGAUGAUGAAGAGUUUUAAAUACGCGUGGGUGUGGGGAUCGAGUGUGAAGCACCAGCCGCAGCGGGUGGGGAAAGAUCACGUGCUGGAGGAUGAGGACGUUGUGCAGGUUGUAAAGAAGGUUUAA